This is a messenger RNA of Spathaspora passalidarum NRRL Y-27907, 2084 nucleotides long. It is a transcript of the gene GYP5, whose product is annotated as Gyp5p. Bases 677 to 2041 code for a protein of 454 amino acids. The transcript has a single exon. The record is from RefSeq and is a predicted model, not a curated record. NCBI's taxonomy places the organism in Eukaryota, Fungi, Ascomycota, Pichiomycetes, Serinales, Debaryomycetaceae.
GUGUCAACUUGGCUCUGUUUGUACUGUGUUGUUGCUUAAUUUUAAUUGAUAGAUAUUUACAUAGCAUAUUUCUCUGAUACUAAUAAUACACACAGAUAUAAUGUCAGGCGACGAAUUCGAAGACGCAAAAGACCAUAUAGAAGAACAAGAUAACCAAAACAGCAACCUUGAGGAGAAAGAACAACAUGAACCUAAUGGAGAUACUGAAGCUGACAUUCAGGAAAAUCUAGAUGACAAAGGAGAAAACCAUGAUGAAUCCAAUAGUAAUGGUACCGCUAGUGAUGUUCCACCAUUGCCUAAUCGCAAAUCCAUUCAAGUUUGUAUCAGAUUGGACGAACCUGGAUCACCAUUAGGUCAAAAUUUCCAAUCUCAACAAGAGUCUAUUGAAAUGUUAUCGACUAUUCUGACUACUUAUGAUAAAUCCAGUUCUAAUUAUUUAUUACAAUCCAAGUUCAACCAAUUGAAUUUAAAGUUUCAUGAAAAGAAUAAUCAGGUUCAAGAGGCAGUAAAUACUGGAACAGAAAAUAUCAAGAAAACCUUUAAUGAUAUUAAGAAUACUGUCGGUGGAUUCAGUGAAGCUUUUGAAUAUAAAAUUGAUUGGGAUUUCUGGACUCAAAUUGUUAACGACUAUGACUAUGUGAUUAAUCAUGAACUGAAUAGACUCAAUGAAUUAAUUAUGUCUGGUAUCCCUAAGGAAUUUAGAGGGAUUAUCUGGCAAUUAGUUUCUAAAUCCAAGAAUUUUCAACUAGAGGAAUUUUACCUUCAUUUGAAGAGUGAAUCUUCAAUUCAUGAAAAGGCAAUCAAGAGAGAUUUGUCAAGAACCAGUUUCUUUACUAAUGUUGAACAAGUUAAUAAAGCUCAAGAAUUGUUUAAUGUUAUCAAAUCUUACAGUUUGUUUGAUCCCGAUGUUGGAUAUACUCAAGGAAUGAUUUUCAUUGCCAUUCCUUUAAUUAUGAAUAUGAGUGAAGCUGAAUGUUUUUCAUUAUUAGUUACUUUAAUGAAAGAAUAUAGGCUUCGAGAUUUGUUUUGUCCUGAAAUGAAGGGGUUACAUUUAAUGCUUUAUGAAUUUGAUAGGUUAUUGGAAUCAUACUCACCAGUAUUGUAUAAUCAUUUGGUCAAACAGGGGAUUAAAUCUUCAAUGUAUGCUUCCCAAUGGUUCCUUACCUUCUUUGCCUAUAAAUUUCCACUUGAUAUUGUCUUGAGAAUUUAUGAUAUUAUAGUAACUCAAGGAAUGGAAUCGAUCUUGAAAUUUGCCGUCAAUUUAAUGUUAAAGAAUGAAGCUAGUCUUUUGUCACUUUCGUUUGACAAUUUAUUGGAAUUUUUAAAGGAUAAAUUGUUUAAUAUUUACGUUCAUGAAGAGUUUAUUAACUUUAAAGAUGAUUCGACCAAACGAAGUUCAGGUUCUAGAUUCUCGUUAUUACCAAGUUCAAAGAGUUCAAAUUCGACAACUACUACUGGAUCGGCGAUAAAAGGACAAUAUUACAAAUUAGAUUCUUUGGUUCAAGAUUCAAUGAAGAUUAAUCUUGAUCCAGUUGAAUUAACAAAGUAUGAAAACGAAUUUGAAAAUAUAUACAACAAUGAAAAAUCAAAGGUUGACGAUAUCAAACAAAUCAAGCUCGAGAAUGGGAACUUGAGACAUAAAAUAAAAGAACUUGAAACUAACUACGCUAAACUUAAUAUGGACCAUAUUGAAAUUGUUCAAGAAAUGGUUGAUUUGAAAGUUACAUUACCAGAUGUAAUUAACGAUAACGAAGAUUUAACUAAUAGUAUAGAGCAAUUAAAAUGUGAUAUACAAGCAUUAGAAUCGAAAAUGCUGGAAAGUCCAUCUACAUCAACCAGCGAUAUCAAUUCAAAGGCAUUACCAGUUGAAAUUGAAAAUAAUAUUCAAGAAUUAUUAAAAGUCAAUGCUGAAGAAACUGAACGAGCAGUUAAUUUAGAAGAAGAACUACUGACUUUAUUAGAAGAGCAAAACACUCUUGAACAAGAAUUGAAGAAAUAUAGCAAGAGUGGUGGUUGGUUUAGUUGGGGUAAAAAGGCAUAGAUGUUUAUAUAUACCAGUAAUGUACUAGAAAUUGUAUCACGUG